UCCUUUUGCAGGUGUUAAAAUUCAUUUAAUAACGAAGCUGGUAAAUUAUUUGACUGACUCUUAGGAAAGCUGUGAUGUCUUCUUGUGAAGAUCUUUGCUAUCGAAAGUGUCCUCUAGCUGGGAUAUCUCGAAUUAAACUGAGACUUGCUGGUGUGUUUAGGUGGUAAGGCAUGUUGGAGGUUUUUUCGAACAAAUUCCAUUAGACCCAAUAAUAAGAACAAUGUUGCGUCUGCAUUUGUUUUGGAACUCCCAUUGUUCUGUUAACCCAAAUAUUAAUAUAACUGUGUAGUCAGCAUGCGGCUUGACAUUUCGUAUCAACUACAAUACAAUGAAUAGUGUGUGUUUCACGUUAUCGACAAAACCAUUGCAGGUGUCAAAUAUUGGCGUUACUUGAUAACGGGUUUGGACAUUGUGGUUUAUUACAGUAUCAGUUUUUAGUGAGAGUAUUUUUUGUCUCAUCCUAAUGUAUAUACGUGUUAUUUAAAAUUUCUGUGACUUCUGAAGAAGCAUAAAUUGCUGCACUGACAUCGUUGUGAAGCUGUGAACGAUUAAAGAUUGCCAGUUUUGUUAGCCAAGUGUAAAUGAGAGAAGUUAUCGUUUUUAGAAGCUUUUAUUGCCAUAAAACGUGAGUCACCCUUCAUACAAACUUUUGAAAUUUGUCAUAAUCAGGUGUAAUCAUGCAGCACCAUGAAUGACUUUGAUUAUGAUCUGUUUGAAGACAUGGAGGAUAUGUCUCCCAUGUAUGAUGAUGCAUACAUGCCUGGUGCAAACUUGUGGAAUGAAGAAGAAGACGUGGAUGAGGGUAUGAAGAUUACUGAGCUCCUGGAACUUUGCAUUGAGCCCACAGUUCGAGAUGGGUUCAGUCACGUGGGAAAACUGCUUCUGUGGUGUUUUCUCUUCCGGGCCUCAACUCAGAUAGUUACCAUCCCUACAUUGGUGUGCCACAUCCUUUCUUCUGGUACAGGGUUGCUACUGCUACAUCAUUUUUUCCGGUCCACUAUGUACUACAUUGUAGGGUUUACUGUUGGGGCAUACUUGUGUCUGUUCCUAGUUUCCCGCCUCUUGAAAAAACACAGAGGCCCUAUCGUAGGAAUGGCUUCAGUUGCAUUUCUCAUUGUAUGUGAAUUGUGUUUCGUGAACAGAACAGAAUGGCACAAAAUUCGUGGUGCUCAGAUGCUGGUAGCGAUGAAGGUGAUAUCAGUAGCUUUUGAUACUGAUUUUGGGGCUCUCCAGUGUCUUCCUUCUCCUGCUGAGUUUACAGGCUAUGUUCUGUGUGUUGGUACAUGUGUCUUUGGUCCAUGGGUCCCAUACAGGGACUACAUAUCCAUCUUCAAUAAACCCCUUUGGAACACAAGAUGGCUGUGGAGGAUCUGUACAACUGUUUUACUGGCAUUUAUUUUCCUAACUGUGUCAACAUGUUGGAUACACUGGCUAAUACCAGAUGGAGCAUGGAGGUGGUGGAUAGCAUAUCGGGAUGCUCUGUCGUUUCGAUCGAGCCAUUACUUUAUAUGCUUCUUGUCAGAAGCGUCAGCCAUCAUGUCAGGGUUUGGACACCAUGAAGAUGAACCAUGGAGUCUGUCUGUUGCACGACCCCAGUUUAUAGAGAUUCCACGUUCUUUGGUCCAAGUUGUUGUCUACUGGAAUGUGCCCAUGCACAAUUGGCUCAAGAAUUAUGUGUUCCGAACAACAAAGCCUCUGGGCAGCUUUGCAGCCAUUCUGUCCACAUAUGCUGUGAGCUCCCUGCUUCAUGGACUGAACUUUCAACUGGUAGCCGUUUUACUGUCACUAGGAGCAUAUACAUAUGUGGAGUAUGUGUUACGCCAGAAGCUUGCUACAGUAUUUGGUGCCUGCAUUCAGGUACGUCCUUGCAGGAGGGACUGUUCCCAUCGCAAUAAAGAGAAACGCUUGACUGUCGUGCUUGGCAACAUGGGGCUUGGUCUUGUUGCAAUGUUCCAUCUGUCGUACCUAGGUGUUAUGUUCGACAUGUCCUCAAAACUUCAAGAAGAGGGAUACAACUAUGCCCACACCUUGGCAAAGUGGUCAGUUCUUGGUUAUGCUAGUCAUUGGAUAGCUUUAGGCACGUACAUAUUUUAUCUACUUGUGUAAUAUACAUGUCUUAGGUUGUUUUGUUUCUCAACCUCACAUGAUUAUAGAACUGGUAAAUGUAAGGUUAGUUAAUUGACUUGUUGAAGAAGUUGGACUCCGCUGUCCUGUUGUACAAUAUGUACACAGGUUACAAAUUUAGACCAUAUCAUGUUUGUGAGUGACUUAAAAAUAUUGGAAGCUCUGAAAUGUCAUUGUAACAACUGCCAGACCACAAAACACUGGCCACCAUAUUUCAUGUUCUUUUAUUAUUUGUUCAUUGUAUUUACUUUGGAGUAGGGCAGAUGAUGCCUCAUCUUAUUAAGCUACAAAAAAUGGUUCCUUCCAUAAAAUCAAAUUCCAAGUUAAGAUUCAUGCAAAUGUUAUUACAUGCAGUAUCAUACUUAUUCAGAUCCAGAUAUUUGACUGACUUAUGCCUGCCACUUUAAGAUAUAGCUUUCAUUUCUGUACAAAUGGCAGUUGACACAGCAUGGUUUUACACAGGAUAUUUGAAAGUCAAGUCCACGUGAGGUAGCAUUUUCUGUCUGUAUACUGGGACCAUUUCUUUUGUAUUCUAGUUACUCCUCUAUUUAUAGGCAGUUUUAUCAACUUCAAAUUUUGACAUACAGAAACUAAAAUAGGUGCAAGACAUGUUCAUUUAAAUUUCCAUCACAUCAUGCAAGUAGGUUUAGAUUUAUGACAUUAAAUUUUAAUGUACUUACACAAGAUCUUGUCUGGAAAAACACUUUUCAUGAUAUUCCUUCUCUCUUCAGGUAUAUGACAGUAAUUUACUUCAAAAUAGGCCUCUGCAGUUUAUGCAUUACUGUUAAGUAAGCUGUUUUAAAUUAAAUAUGUGCCAUAAUUACAUUAUCUUUAGAUUGCAUACAUUUUGAAGAAGCUAAUUUUUGAGACUCACAUUCAUGAAUUUUGUACCAUGCUAGAUGAACUAUCUUUAUUCUAGAUUAGAUGAAAUAUGGUAAACCAAUUCCAGUAUUACUUUUAAGUUGGAAUAGAAUUAAGGUACAUUUUAUGUGCAUUCAUCAUUAUUUUUUAUUUUUAUUUCUCAUUCUGUUGAUUUCUUCAGAAUCACAGUUGUGAAGACUUUUUUUUAAUAAAAAGGAUAAUAUUUUAUGUCCUGUAUGCACAGCUGACAUUGAGCUAAGGCUGCACCUUGGUGCUGUUUUGAAUACCAGGUCACUGCCUUGGCACUUCUUUUGAAGAGACUGAUGUAAAACACAAAGUUAUUGUAGCUUGUAAGAUUUGAGAUUUUCGUAGCAGUGACUAUGAAGAAUGCCAUCUUGUGGAAUGUGGUGCCGUGUAGCUAU
This is a messenger RNA of Cryptotermes secundus, 3407 nucleotides long. RefSeq names its product protein-serine O-palmitoleoyltransferase porcupine (gene por). The transcript is spliced from 7 exons. The record is from RefSeq and is a predicted model, not a curated record. Gene Ontology annotation, biological process: canonical Wnt signaling pathway; protein palmitoylation; lipid modification. Gene Ontology annotation, cellular component: membrane; endoplasmic reticulum. Lineage: Eukaryota; Metazoa; Arthropoda; Insecta; Blattodea; Kalotermitidae. Bases 688 to 2106 code for a protein of 472 amino acids. Gene Ontology annotation, molecular function: palmitoleoyltransferase activity; Wnt-protein binding.